Rana temporaria (common frog) is the source of this 3170-nucleotide messenger RNA. RefSeq names its product ankyrin repeat domain 16 (gene ANKRD16). The coding region runs from base 223 to 1389 and encodes 388 amino acids. The record is from RefSeq and is a predicted model, not a curated record. Gene Ontology annotation, molecular function: protein binding. The transcript is spliced from 8 exons. Lineage: Eukaryota; Metazoa; Chordata; Amphibia; Anura; Ranidae.
UGUCCCCGGCAGGGAAGCUAGUGCAGUGUGACAGCUGUAGGAGUCACGUGGCGCUGUCAUCGUAUAAUAUUGGAAUGCCGAUGUGUAUGUGAGCGAUCGGUGUCCAUGUGUCAGCAGCGAUCUGAAGUGGACAACCAGCUUUGAAGGCUCCCCUAACCAAUGACAUUCCUGUACAUGGGAGAUGAUCCACGCAGCGGAGAAUCCGACUCGUCCUGAUCGGCCAUGACCCGGGAGGAGCAGUACAGACACAUCGUCCGACUCGUCCAGGAUGGUCGGCUCCAGGAUCUGCACACACACGGGUCUCUAUUCAGUGAUAUCUCCAGGAAACACUUCGGGAAAUCCGGGGAUACAUUGUUACAUUAUGCUGCCAGACAUGGACACCUACCUAUAGUGACUUACCUGCUGGAGGGUGUGGCUAUGGAUGUGGAGGGAAUGAACAAUGACUACAAGAGAGCCCUCCAUGAGGCGGCAUCUAUGGGGCACAGAGACUGCCUGCUAUACCUGCUGGGGGAGGGGGCCCAGGUGGACUGUCUGAAAAAGGCUGAUUGGACACCUCUGAUGAUGGCUUGUACCAGGAAAAACCUAGAUAUUAUCAAGGAUCUGGUUGAACACAAAGCCAACCCCAUGCUGAAAAAUAAGGAUGGCUGGAACUGUUUUCAUAUUGCAGCAAGGGAAGGAGACCCAGCGAUUAUUGGAUAUCUGCUUGAUGUCUUUCCUGAUAUCUGGAACACCGAGAGCAAGAUAAAGAGAACACCACUUCACACAGCAGCAAUGCAUGGCUGCAUUGAUGUGGUGAAGAUCCUUCUUGAGAGGUGCGGUUAUGACCCUGACUGCAAAGACAGCUGUGGUGUGACCCCUUUUAUGGAUGCUGUCCAGAAUGGCCAUCUGCAUAUUGCUCAACUCCUCUUAGAAAAAAAGAAGGUCUGCUUCACAGCUGUGGAUAAGAUGGGAGCCCAGGCGUUGCAUCUAGCUGCUGUUACAGGACAAGACCAAUCUCUCCACUACCUGGUGUCUAGUCUUGGUGUGAAUGUAAAUGAAAGAGCAACGUCAAUCCAGCUCAGCCCACUACACUAUGCUGCUAAGGAAGGACACAUCAGCUGUCUCUCAACUCUGCUAUCCCUUGGUGCUGAUCUGAACUGCCUAGAUUACAAAGGGAGGUCCGGGCUGACUUGGGAAGCUGUGAAAGAUGGCAAUGAUUUGAACAGAUUCUACACACACAUAUCUCUUCACAUGGCGGCUUCUGGCCAGCAUGCAGAAUGUGUCCACUUUCUCCUGAAAUCUGGGCUGAAGGACACAGCAGACCCCCAUGGGAUAUUUGCAGAGCAACUUGCGAAGAAACCUCAAGUCAAGAAUAGCUUUACAGAUUUUAAAGACACAUUGCAAAAAUGAUUUUUUUUUAAGGGUAAAGCUGUUUGACUGUCUCUGCUAGAGUGUUUCUAAUUUAAUAACAAUAGGUGGGGAAUCAUUACCAUGCAGUUGCAUUCCUAAAGUGACUCUGUCAGCACAGGGUCGCUUUUAUCCAAAGAGUCACCUGUAAAACAAGCUUUUAUAUACUUGUUUUUGGCUUAUUGAUAAGUUGGAAUAUCUCCGCUCCCCAGCCGAUGCAAGUUUUCGACUGCCAGAUGAGCUGAAUACUCACACUAAAGUGAAUUAUACCAGACCACAAGUAAACGCCAUCUGGAACCAACGCUUCCAAGUGGUCCUGGGCAUGGUUCACUCGCUCUACACAAACAAAUUGGACAAAGGGGGUGAAUUCCCUCUGCUCGGUUAAAAAUGCCAGUGUGAAUGCACCCUUAGCAACUGUUUGUACCGCAGGUAGCACCAUGGUGCUACCUAUGUGAUCAUUUAAAGCAGAACUAAUACAAAUCAGACAAAUAUUUACCUAAUUUCCAACAGUUCAAGGCCUGCAAAAUCCCUCACCAGUGCAGGCAUUCUCCCUGGGUUCUUCUGGUCUUCGGCCAUUUUGAUUGGCCUGUGUGGGAUGUUGCCACUCCCAUGUGUUCACAGGAGUGCAGUCUUCCUGGCAUAGUGCUAGUGUAUAACGAGCUGCACAGACUCAGCUUAGUAUACAUUCUGAAGGGGAUUGUGAUCACGUAGGUAAGUGUAUUUUUUUUUUGCAGGAAAAGCAUUGCAUGUGUCCACUGCAAUAAAAAAAAUCUGCCUUUUUGCAAUCUUUUCCAUCAGUUCCACUUUGAAUUAAUGGGUUUUGUUCCACUUUAAAAAAAAAAAAUGUGUACCUCCUGGAAAAGUCCUAGUAAGUCAAAGUGGGAGAUAAACAGUAUGACUGGAGCAAGGUAACUCGGGUGACUUGCACACUGCAAAUCCUAAUGUAGCAGAUAGAAGCCUGAUGUUUUGUCUUUGUUUUUAGGACCCUUGUACUCUACGGAUCACUGACCCGGGACAAGUAUGCAGUAAAUCAGAUUAAAUUCAGAAUUCCUGUUCUGCAUUUUUUAUUUUUAAGUUCCAUAAUGAAGAAAGUCUUGAAGCCAGAGGGUCAGCACGACAGUUAUAAAACAACAAUUUUAGAAGGAGAUCAGCAAUAGCAGCUUUGCUAUUUCACUCCUAACCAUUUCUUUUAAAAAAAAAAAAUAAGUCUGUGGCAAGCAAUUACCUUUGCUUAAAGUGGAACCUAACCCUCCUAUACAUUUGCAGCCAGGGACAGUAUCAUUGUAGCCACUAUUUACAUCUGCAAAUGCCAGAGCAGUGCAUAUGGCAUCAGUUAAGAAACCAUCCAUUUGCGAUCUGACAUAAGCACACUAACAAUUGUGACAGUUCUCGCCAGAAGCACAGCUUGAAUGUAGCAUACUUGGAAACCGUGGGGUUAGUUUGGCCACAGGGAGAUGUAAACGGAUGUCAUCUGUUUACAUAUUUUCUGUUUUAUGUAAGUUUUUAGGCAAGAAACAUUUUUUGUUUAUACAUUUGUCACUUCUGAUUGGUCUCUGCAACAACUAUGAAAAAACGCAUGUAUACUGAACUGAAGAUGGAUGUGAAAACGCAUGUGUUUAUGCACCUAUGUACAAUAGGAGAUUGUGCUAUACAUGUUACAUAUCACAGUGCACGCCACAGUGAGAUCAAUAAUUUUAGCACCAGAGCUCCUGGAUGACUCCAAUCUGAUGACCGUAAGGUCUUUUAAAACAUUGCUUAUGAAAAAUAUAGUGUAUUGAAUUUUU